Molecule: messenger RNA, 5293 nt
Organism: Gekko japonicus
Lineage: Eukaryota; Metazoa; Chordata; Lepidosauria; Squamata; Gekkonidae
Gene: LRPPRC
Product: leucine rich pentatricopeptide repeat containing
Exons: 36
Coding region: 1-4230 (1409 amino acids)
Molecular function (GO): protein binding
Source: RefSeq, a predicted model, not a curated record
AUGGCGAAGGCCCUGAAGCAUCCUGCUUCGAAGCCAAAGUCAAAGGACUCCCUAAUGCAAGCCCUCUUUACUCCAGACUCUGGACCGGUGGCUUUUCCGCUACUACAGGGUCUGCAAGAGAUUAUAUUGGCAGCUUGGGUUCACCCAGCAUCAACAGCACCAUCUGCUAGACGUCUCAAGGGCCUUUAUGGGUUUAUAGACUCUGGCUGUUCUUUUCAAUUUCAUCACCUCAAGCCAAAUUCCUUUAUUUCAGAAGUUAUAUUGGCUCGCCCCCGCUAUGGGUUGUGUACCUCGCCUAAUGACAAGGAAGGCCGUAAACUCGAUGCCUUGGGCCGCAAGAUUUACUCGUCAGGGGCUAUGGGCCUUCGGGUGAUGGGCUUGUACAAUCAAUUGCUCUGGGGAAAACUGCUGCCCUAUAUACAAGCAUUACCCCAGAAAAAACAAGUGCUGGCUAAGGCUAUUGCCGAGGAGGGUGCUGUAUAUGAUGUAAGCCAUUAUAAUGCUUUGCUUAAAGUCUACCUUCAGAACGAACACACAUUCUCUCCAACUGAAUUCUUAACAAAAAUGGAAGAAGCUAAUAUUCAGCCCAAUCGAGUCACGUACCAGCGACUGAUUGCUGCCUAUUGCAGUAAGGGAGAUCUUGAUGGUGCCAGCCAGAUUCUUGGUUUUAUGAAGAGCAAAGACCUACCAAUCACAGAAUCUGUGUUCAGCACACUUGUGACAGGCCAUGCAAGAUCUGGCGAUAUGGAUAAUGCAGAAAAUAUCCUUUCUGUGAUGAAAGAUGCUGGAAUUGAACCUGGUCCGGACACUUAUGUCACAUUACUGAAUGCAUAUGCGGAGAAAGGUGACAUAAACAAAAUUGAAGAGACCCUGGAAAAGAUUGAAAAGGCUGAUAAUUACCUUUUGGACAGGGACUUGAUGGACAUCAUCUUUACUCUUGCUAAGGCUGGGUAUCCUCAGUAUGUACAAAAUAUUUUGGAGAAGAUGCGAUAUGACAGGGGAUACAUUCCAGAUGCCAUGAAUCUUAGUCUCAACUUAGUUACACAAGGCUUAGAAGACACAGCGUUUCAAGUUCUGAAGUCAUUUCCUACAUCGUCAUUAGAAACACAGAAUGGAGAUGAUCUAGACCGUGGCAACUUCUUCUUACGGCAUUGUGUAAAUAUGGGAAAGCCAGCAGCAAAGCUGAAACAAUUUUGCGAUGAGUUGAAAGCAGCCAGUCUUCAUACUGCACCCCUACAGUUUGCUCUGCAUACUGCGUUGGAGUUAAAGAAAGAUGCUCUUGCAGUUGACCUGAUGAAGAUAAUGAAAAAAGAAGGCUUCCCUGUCAGACCUCACUAUUUCUGGCCAUUGCUGGCUGAACACCAAAAAGAGAAAAAUGUUCAAGGUACAGUUGGAAUCCUCAAAGCAAUGCAUGAAAUGCAGAUAGAGCCUGACGUGGAAACGUAUGCAGACUAUGUUCUGACAAAUUUUGAUGAUUUCAGCUCUUUGAGUAAUUUGCUAAAGGAAGAAGGUUGCCCCGUACAGACUAAGGCACUCUCUGCAUUAGAAAUCAGGCAUGAAGCUGCCAGUGGAAGCCUGGAUAAAGUCCUUGCAUUAUUGUCUUCAGCAGAUAUGCCAUCUGUGGAUCUUGUUCAGUUCAGAGGUAGCCUUGUACAAGGAUUCAGAAGGUCUAAUGAUGUAGAUCUUUGGAGCCGGAUAACAGAACUGUUGUACAAAGAUGGACGUUAUUGCCAGACGCCUCCAGGACCAACUGAAGCUGUUGGCUAUUUUCUUUAUAGCUUGAUUGACAGCAUGAGUGACUCAGAGGUACAGGCCAAGGAGGAGCGGUUGAGACAAUACUUCCAUCAGCUGAAGAAGAUGAAUAUAGUAAUCCCUCCCAACAUCUUCAGAGGUAUUCGCAACUUACUGGACAGCUGCCAUGUUCCCGAAUUAAUUAAGGAUGCAGUUUUAUUGACUGAUAGAGAAAAGCUUUCACAAGGUGGUAUAGCAAAAUAUGUAGGACUUUCAGUGACUGAGUUGGAGGAAAAGCUUACACAGCUUAAAGCUGAGAACCAGCCUGUUGGAGAUAUUCUAAAGCAGCUCAUAUUUGAUCUUUGUUCAGAAGAGAAUAUGCAGAAAGCCCUUGAACUGAAAGCCAGAUAUGAAUCGGACAUGGUUGUUGGUGGCUAUGCCGCCUUAAUAAAUUUGUGCUGUCGACAUGAUAAUGCAGAAGAGGCAAUGAACCUGAAAGAAGAACUCUACCGUAAAGAUUCAUCUGCUGUUCUUGAUGCAACAAAGUAUGUAGCUUUGGUGAAAGUUUUGGUGAAAUGUGGCAGACUGGAAGAUGCUAUUAACGUUUUAAAGGAGAUGAAAGAGAAGGAUGUCCCUAUUAAAGAUACAACUGUCACAUCUUUUUUCCACCUCCUUAAUGGUGUGGCCUUGCGAGGUGAUGUUGAAACAUUGAAUCAGCUGCAUGAGUCCAUUGUGGCCCUGGGUUUAGCAAAGUCUACAGGAAACCUGUGUUCUCCCUUCAUUACUGUUCAUCUUGAAAAGGAUGAUUUACCAGCAGCUGUGGAAUCUCUUUUUGACUGCUGUAAGAAGUAUGGCCAUCUCCCUAGGCUUCAUGAUAUCUUGUGUAGGUUGAUAGAGAAGGGAGACACUGAACUCUUACAGAAAGUUAUGGAUUUCAUGAGCCAAGAACGAGGUGAAAUGAUGAUGCUGUAUGAUCUCUUCUUUGCCUUCUUGAAUACUGGCAAAUACAAAGAAGCCAAGAAGAUCAUUGAGACUCCUGGCUUGAGAGCUCGUCCAGGUCGGCUGCGGUGGUUUGCAGAUAAGUGUAUUGCGAAUAAUAAUGUUGAAGCCAUGGAGAGCAUGGUGGAAUUGACUCAAAAGCUGUUUGAGUGUGAUAGAGAUGAGAUGUAUUACUGUCAGUUAAAAUUAUGCAAGCAAAACAAUGAUGGGCAAAGGGCUGAUGCCAUUUGGACUAAAAUGCAAGAAGAAAAUGUCAUCCCACGUGAAAGAACCAUGAGAUUACUAGCAGAUAUUCUUAAAAUGAAUAAUCAGGAAGUUCCUUUUGAUAUGCCCGAGGUUUGGUACAAUAAGGAUGUCUAUCCUGCCCUUUCUUCCUCUUCUCAGUCUUCUGAACUGUCUUCUGAACCUCAAAAGAAAAUAUUCAUACUCUGCAAAAAGGGUGAAGCUGAAGAAGCAUACAACGUUUUACUAGAGGCACAAAAGAAGGGUAUUAUGCUUGAUUCCCUUGGUUAUUCAGUCCUUAUAAGAACGCUGCUGAGUGAGGGUUGUCUUGAAAAAGCCCUCCAAGUAAAAAACAUCGCCGAGACCCACAUCAAGGGCUUCGUGCUGAACGAUGCUGCCAGCAGCCUCCUCAUCAUAACGCAAGUUAGGCGGGAUUAUUUGAAAGAUGCAGUGUCUUCUCUCAAGACCCUUCUUGAAAGUGGCAAAGUGCCCAGUCGACUUGCAGUUACGCGUCUUGUUCAGACUUUGGCUCAGAAGGGAGAUCUGGAAAGCAUACGCGCAGUUGAGAAGAUGAUAGGAAGCUUCAGCAGUUCUAUUAAAUUGUCACCUAUGCUUUUCAUCAAUAACACAGUGUUGGCUCACAUCAAAAAUAAUAACCUUGAUGGUGCCAUGGAAUACCUUGAGACUCUUUUUACCUCUGGAGAGCUGAAGUCCGAAUCAUCAAGUUCAAGCAUUGCCUUUGUCUUUAGAAAGUUGAUUGAAGAAAAAGUGGAACCAGCUUUGGAGAGAUUGAGUGCCAUGGCUGAACGAUUUGCUAAUCAGUUUGGAAUGUACAGGCCUGUCACAGACCUUUUCCUUCAGUAUAUCAGUGCAGGAAGAGUAGAUGAUGCCAGAUUUCUACUAGAGAGAUGCAGUGCAAUAAGUGAACAAAAGAGGAAUCUGGUGGCUUUCAUUGCUCAGGCAUCCCAGCAACCAGGACAGGUUCAUAAAAUCAUGACAUUGUUAGAACUGAUUCCUGACUUUCCAGAUAUGAAAGUUGUAUACACUUUCCUCAUGAGAAGUUAUGCAUUAGACGGGGAUGUUGCUUCAGCAAAAGCUCUGUAUGAGAAAAUGAAAGCAGAGGAAUUGCACCCAGACGAGUUGUUCUUGAAACGCUUGGCCGUCCUCCUGAAAAACGCUGGAGAGCCUGUUCCUUUCACGGAGCCCCCUGAGAGCUUCAAAUUCUAUGCAGAGAAACUACGGAAAGAACAAGAAGAACAUUCAUCAGAUGAAGAUUAACUUUUUUAUACACUAGUUGCUGCUGUUAAUAUUGUCACUGUGAGAGACUGUAUUAAAUAAUGUGUUGUUGAGAAAAAAUAAAAUUGAAAAUAGGACUUUUCAAUGUAAUAUACCUGACGUGUCUAAAAUUGAGUCCUGAAUUUCUUGCUAUUUCUAAGUCUUGUGGAUCUUGCUGGACAUAGCAGCAUGAUGGUAGCAAAGUAUUCCCUUCAUACAUGGCUGUGUGUGACACGUGUAAACUUUCAUUACCAGUGCGGGGACACACCAAACAAUUCGAGCUCUGUUCUAAGGAAUCCCAAAUUCCAUACUUCCUGAGUAUUUUCUUCCAAAAAAUUUUGGAUACAUAUACUUUCACCAGUUGCUUCCAAGAUUCAGAAUUCGUUUGACAAGAACCAGUUGAAUAAUGGUAAGAGGUGAGGACAUGGGCUUUGGGCAUAGUGACAAAUAAUUUAGUCACGGUGCAGAGAUACACUUCUAAGUACACUUUUCCUGGAUGAUUUCUGGUGAAAUAAGGCUCUUUAAGAUUUAAAACAGACUUGUGUAUUCUGCCAGGUUCACCACACCUGCUAACAUAGGUGCAGAAUAUAUUCAGCCACAAACUAUUCGGGGGUUUCCUUUUUUAUGAGCUUGAUCUUCAUUCCUAAAUAGGGAAAUGUAUUCCUAAUUAGGAAAAUGCCUGUACAUUUUGUCAUGUUAAAACUCUGGACACCAAAGGAUGUCAUAACCUUCAGGCUUCAAGCAAGUUUUAAUUAAGCUGUACAUUUUCUCAUGAAAACAUGUGUUUCCUAGCAUAUGCUUUUCAUCAACUCCAUAAUUUUGCAGUCCAUUGAAGUGCGCUCUUGUGUUUCUUUUCCUUUGUAAAUGUAGCACACAAAAUGGGGAAAUAGUAUGCAAUACUGGAUAAUUUAGUCACCUUAUCUUGCCUUUUGUUGUCUUUGUCAAGCCUUUGGGCUAUAAGUCAUACGUACAUUUUUAGUGAUCACUAUGGAAUGACAUUUGCACAUAGCAGGUGUAAAUUAAUCGCAAACAAAUAAACUUGCAAAAGGAUCCAUGAUUAAUAAGA